AACCAUUGUAACAACACAACAAAAACAAAUCAAAAACAUCUAUAAGAAAAACAAUGUCAUUGGUAACAGAGGAAAUCAAAUUGAAAGCAGAGAUUUACCAUGGUGACGAACUCUGUCAAGCGAAAGCGAAAGAGCUUCUAGAAGAAAUUGCUCUUCCAAAUGGUCUUUUACCAUUGAAAGACAUCAUAGAAGUUGGUUACAACAGAGAAAUAGGUUUUGUUUGGCUGAAACAGAAGAAAAGUAUAACACAUAAGUUUGAGAAAAUUGGUAGAAAUGUUUCAUAUGCUACUGAAGUUACUGCAGAAGUUGAAAAAGGUAAGAUUAAGAAACUUAAUGGUGUUAAAGCUAAAGAGCUUUUGAUUUGGCUUACACUUAAUGAGAUUUAUGUUGAUGAUCCACCAACUGGUAAAAUCACUUUCAAAGCUUAUUCUGGACUUUCUAGAACUUUCCCUGUUACUGCUUUUGAACUUGAAGAAGAGAAAUCAAGUGGUGUCAAAGAUGUCUAAUGUUUUAGGUCUCCAUUGACUAAAGAUGUGGUUGCUAAUAAAAUUUUCAAUGAAUAAGUUUAUGUUUAUGUUACUUUUUUAUUUUAUUUUGGGCAGUUUCAAAUUAAGCUAGGUGAAGUGGUGUAUUAAUCUUCCUCUUUUGUUCUUUUCCAAUUAUAAAUAAAAUAAAAUUAAUUUCAA
This is a messenger RNA of Trifolium pratense (red clover), 686 nucleotides long. RefSeq lists its product as uncharacterized. The transcript has a single exon. Lineage: Eukaryota; Viridiplantae; Streptophyta; Magnoliopsida; Fabales; Fabaceae. The coding region runs from base 54 to 506 and encodes 150 amino acids. The record is from RefSeq and is a predicted model, not a curated record.